Ilex paraguariensis (yerba mate) is the source of this 594-nucleotide messenger RNA. The record is from the annotation of a GenBank genome assembly. NCBI's taxonomy places the organism in Eukaryota, Viridiplantae, Streptophyta, Magnoliopsida, Aquifoliales, Aquifoliaceae.
AUGUCCCUCCAAGCCCAAGGGCUGGCCAAAUUAUGUAAGGAUCAACGCUUCGAGUUGAUGGCUUGCAAAGACAAACCCGGGAAAUUUCAUCAGGAGGUGCAGGCCUUGAAGUCUUCAAAGGAUUCUUUGAAGGAAAGAUUGGCCUCCAAGGACCAGGAGCUCUUUGAGCUGGCUGAGGCGGGAGAUAUAACCAAGUCUGAGAAAAUUAAAGUCAAAGAGGAGGCCGUGCGUCUGAAGAUUGACCUUGACAGUGCUUCUAAGGCGCGGACUGAGCUAGGAGAUGCUUUAAAGGGACUGGAGACAUCUUUGAAGGACAAGGAUAAAGAGACAGUGAAGUUGAAAGAGGAUGUAGCCAACAACGUCGUCGAGGGGUUUGAGAAUUUCCAGGAUCAGUCUUGGUUCGUUAGCGAAAAAUGCAGCAGUUUCUUCGACCGUGUCUUUAAUCAGAAAAUGGGUACUAUCGUUUCUUUAUUUGGAGCUGCUGCUACUAUUGUGUCAUCCACCAACCAGAUCAUCUCAGCAAGCAUCUUGAAGAUUCCAACGAAUGAGUUUAUGGAUUGGGUCAAUCGAUCAAAGAAUACUUUGGAAAACUGA